Rosa rugosa (rugosa rose) is the source of this 1029-nucleotide messenger RNA. RefSeq names its product transcription termination factor MTEF18, mitochondrial-like. Gene Ontology annotation, cellular component: chloroplast. The record is from RefSeq and is a predicted model, not a curated record. The transcript has 2 exons. Gene Ontology annotation, biological process: response to oxidative stress; chloroplast organization; regulation of DNA-templated transcription. Gene Ontology annotation, molecular function: heme binding; double-stranded DNA binding; peroxidase activity. NCBI's taxonomy places the organism in Eukaryota, Viridiplantae, Streptophyta, Magnoliopsida, Rosales, Rosaceae. The coding region runs from base 1 to 1029 and encodes 342 amino acids.
AUGGCUUAUUUGCCCUCACACCCAAGAGUCCUUUUAGCUGAUCCUGAGAAAACCCUUUCACCCGAGAUUGAGUUUUUCAGCUCUGUUGGGCUCUCAAGGGUGGACCUUGCUAGAGUUCUUAGUUUUAAUCCACAUCUGUUAUCAAGAAGCUUGGAGAAUCAGAUUGUGCCCUCUUAUAAUUUCCUCAGGAAUAUGAUUUCCCAGGAGAAUGUUGUGGCGGUUUUGAAGCGCAGGUCUUGGAUGUUCUUGGAGAAUCAUUCCAGGAAUGUGAUGCCCAAUAUUGAGGCUUUGAGAGAGUUGGGUAUGCCCAGAGCAUGCAUUUCUCUGUUGCUUGCUCAUGACACCCAAGUGUUGAUGCACAAUCAUGAUGAGCUUGUUCAUCUUGUGAAUGAGGUCAAGGGGAUGGGAUUUGAUUUGAAGAAGUCAACUUUUGUUGUUGCACUGAGAGCAUUGUGUGGGAAGAGCAGUAGGGCCAUAUGGAAUCUAAAUCGCGAGAUUUACAAGAGGAGUUGGGGUUGGUCUGAUGAUGAUGUUAUCUCUGCUUUUAGGAAGAGCCCUCAGUGUAUGAUUUUGUCUGAGAAGAAGAUUAUGCAGACAAUGGAUUUUCUGGUGAAUAAGAUGGGAUGGUCUGCAUCAAUGAUUCCCACAUAUCCUAUAAUUCUGUGUUUCAGUUUGGAGAAUAGGAUCAUCCCGAGAUGUUCGGUUGUCAAAGUUUUGAUGAAGAAAGGAUUGGUAGAUGAAAAAUUGAGUCUGGCUGAUAGACCUGAGGAGAUGCCUUCUUCUCUAUAUCACUAUGCAAUGGCAACUACUAGUACUGCAGUUUUCUUUGCAUUGUUGAUCUUAUUGUGUGCAGGAGGAUAUGUUGAGGCUCAGCUGACCCCGACGUUCUACAAUGAAGCAUGCCCCGAUGUGAAUCUCACUAGCAUUGUCCGUGGAGUCAUUCAGGAAGCUUUGCAGACGGAUCCACGUAUCGCUGCAAGCCUCAUUAGGCUUCACUUCCAUGAUUGCUUUGUCAAUGUAACUAACUAG